Molecule: messenger RNA, 701 nt
Organism: Acaulospora morrowiae
Lineage: Eukaryota; Fungi; Glomeromycota; Glomeromycetes; Diversisporales; Acaulosporaceae
Source: the annotation of a GenBank genome assembly
CCUUUGCCGGACUAGGAAAAUUCAUUGCAAUUGUCAUCGAGAUUAUUAAACAAAUAAGCUUAUUAGUUGUCACGUUGGCAGCCAUUGUCAUGAUCUUUGCAAAUUCCCUAUUUGUGCUCCUGAGAGAUACCGAUCCCCAAGAUUUGGUUUCACAAUACUCAGGAAGUGUCACUAAUUCUACAAAUGGUGAAGCUAUAGGAUCCAUUACCUUGACAGAAACACCGUCUGAUUCUACUAACAUUUGGGUUAGACUUGAUUGGUCUAUGUUGGCCACAUAUUCUUUCUUGGGAAUUGGUUGGGACGGAGUUUCGGCUUUUGAGCCAACUCUACCACUAUCGAUUAUGAAGAUUAUGUUUAGUUUUCUAGCAGUAAUAUUGCUCCUUAAUGUACUUAUUGGUUUGAUAACCUAUGUCUUUAGUGAUGGUUUGCAAGUUGCUAGACAAGCGUUCUUACGUCAACGCGCUGAACUCAUAGCGGAGAUUGAAUUGUUUAUAUUAACGCCAGCACAACGUCAAGAAAUCGAUUGGUUUCCGCAUUUAAUAUAUUAUGAGACGCACGCCGAUUACGUAAAUAAUUGGAGACAAAAAUUAGAUCAAGAGGAGCGAGGCACGGUCGAUGUAGAUUUUGUACGAAAGGAGUUACAAUUUGUUAAGGAAGAAUUGCAAAGAGACUUAAAAGAAUUAAAAAAUUUAGGAAGUUAA